This is a messenger RNA of Aspergillus caelatus, 696 nucleotides long. Its product is annotated as 14-3-3 domain-containing protein. NCBI's taxonomy places the organism in Eukaryota, Fungi, Ascomycota, Eurotiomycetes, Eurotiales, Aspergillaceae. The transcript has 7 exons. The record is from RefSeq and is a predicted model, not a curated record. Gene Ontology annotation, biological process: signal transduction. Gene Ontology annotation, cellular component: cytoplasm. The coding region runs from base 1 to 696 and encodes 231 amino acids.
AUGAGUACAGCACCUACCGUGGUGACGGACCAAGCUGUCUACCUGGCCAAGGUUGCGGAGCAGGCGGAGCGCUAUGAGGAUAUGAUUGAGAACAUGAUAAGCAUUGCUUCUGAGGACCGCGAACUUAGUGUUGAAGAGCGCAACCUCCUAUCCCUAGCCUAUAAGAAUAGUGUUGGCCCUCGCCGUGCGUCCUGGAGAAUAGUCGUUUCGAUUGAGCAGAAUGAGGUGAUCAAGGGCAACUAUUCUGAGAUUACUCUCAUCAAGAAAUACCGCCAAAAGAUUGAAAGCGAACUCACCAUGAUCUUCGAGGGCAUUUUUGAUAUUAUAAACAUGCACCUGAUCCCCUUUGCUCAGUCUGUCGAGGCUAAAGUCUUUUACCACAAGAUCGGUGACUAUCAUAAGUAUCUUACAGAGUUUGCUACCGGACUCCGCCGCAAGGACUCCGCCCAGAAGUCGCUCGAGGCGUACGAAGCCGCUACCGAGGCCUUGGCUCUCAACUUCUCCAUGUUCUACUACGAGAUUCUCAAUGCGCCCGACAGGGCUUGUCAUCUGGCCAAGAAGGCGUUUGACGAUGCCCUAGCUGACCUCGAUACUCUUAGUGAAGAGAGCUACAAGGACUCAACAAUCAUUUUACAGCUUCUACGGCACAACCUUACCCUGUGGACCUCGCCUGAGGAGUCAAGUAUUUCUGAGUAA